This is a messenger RNA of Phytophthora infestans T30-4, 1422 nucleotides long. RefSeq lists its product as uncharacterized. The transcript has 3 exons. Bases 1 to 1422 code for a protein of 473 amino acids. The record is from RefSeq and is a predicted model, not a curated record. Lineage: Eukaryota; Oomycota; Peronosporomycetes; Peronosporales; Peronosporaceae.
AUGGCCCCCGUUCGGGUAACUCCGACUCGUGGAGAUGGUACUCGCGCGCUGAUGGCUUUAUCCAAGUGGGCUUCACGUCAUGCAGAGAAGCACUCGUUGAGCUGGAAGAAGGUGAUCACUCCAGCUGCUCUCAUUGAGAAGACUCAUGCCCGACAACUCGAUGCGCGUGACAAAGUGUUCGAGCGCCAUCUCCCGUUCUCGUGGCUGCGGUUCUUCAUCGGAGCUGUGUCGCUAGCUCUCGUUUUCUCCGACGUCUUACGCUCCGGUGUGGGCGUGUCAAAUCUUCAAGAUGUGUACCCAUCACUGCAGCCAGACGAAGUGGUAAGUUUUGAUACAUCGUGGAACUAUUUAGUGUUUGCGUCUACCGAAGAGGAAGCCAGAAAAGGCAGCACAACAGCACGUGUAUGGAGCUACAAGUACGACUCGACUUCGAUCACGUGGCGAGCAUUUGCACGUUUCUUGUCAGCUCCAGACUUUCCGAAUUGUUUCUUGUACACUAGUCAAUGCCCCACACAGAGUUUUAGCGGCGAGGUGGCAUUCCGGAUGAUCGACUCUCUUUAUAUCGAUCGACUUCACCAGUUUAUAUUGCCGACAUGGUUUAUCAACAUUAACUGGCGCACCAACCAGGCAUUGUAUUAUUCUCCAGAGCUACUUGCAACGACAAAUGCUCGUUUUAUUUGUUUCCCGAUUAUUGGGAACAGGAUCCGAAUGCCGCGUUUUUGUCAUGAGCUCUGGACAAAUUUUGAAGGAUCUUGUGCUCCUGAUGACGCUAAAGGCAGAAGUGUUGGGUUGCUGCACGUACACACCAUGACACGUGUUCGUGACGUCCAGCGUCGCUUUCCGAACGCAACAUUGGAUUUAACACUUUUAGAAAGUCAAGAAGACAUGCAAAUAUGUCGAGGAGGACUCACGUCCCUCGGGUUCAAACGCUCGGAUGUGAGUGCCAUCGUACGUGCUCGAAACUGUGUUGGCAAAGGAACAACCCGCUCUUGCGAAACAGUUUUCGUCGAAGAUUAUCGAUACGAAACCGGAUUAUUAUCUUCGGACGUUGUGCAGUGGUAUAAAGUAGUGGCAGCUCUGAGAAGCAUCGGACAAGGCUACUUCUUGUUACGUGGUCUCGGAUUGAUGCUAAGCUGCUACUUUGUUCACGGUGUUACCAAAUCUCAGAAGAAAAUACCCACCUGGACUCGAAUGCGCAAAGCUCGCCAUCUAUUUAUGAAGGUCCCGACGCAAUGCGUAGUGUUCGGUAGUCCGUUCCCCGUGUCGUGCUAUGUUUUGGCUCAUUUACUGGACGCUCCUUUUCCGUACGACGUGCUAGAAAGCCAUUUUUUCUCUCAAGGUGGCGUGUUGGACAUCCAUCUCGAAGCGUUUAUCUCCUAUGCUGUUGUUCGGAUGCGAAACGUGUGGAUAUACGCUAACUAA